CCCCACGCCGUCCAUUUCCCAUCGUCGCCCCUCCUCACCCGUACCUUUGACGCCCAUCCUCGCGAGUCUUAUGACCGCUCACCUAUUGUCGUGUCGCCCAAUUCUUGCGCCCUGCCAGAGCGUGGCGGGCGCUGUUACACCCUCGACGACAGCCAGGCCUUUUACAAGGGUCUCCAUCCUCGCGCCCUAGCCCCCGUCCCAGAUCUUAUCCCAGACCUGUCUGGCUCAAGUGAUGAGAGCGACGGUGUGGCAAGUCCUCCCCCAGAG
Messenger RNA from Desarmillaria tabescens, 267 nucleotides. RefSeq lists its product as uncharacterized. The transcript has a single exon. The annotation marks the transcript as partial. NCBI's taxonomy places the organism in Eukaryota, Fungi, Basidiomycota, Agaricomycetes, Agaricales, Physalacriaceae. The record is from RefSeq and is a predicted model, not a curated record.